This is a messenger RNA of Porites evermanni, 13458 nucleotides long. Lineage: Eukaryota; Metazoa; Cnidaria; Anthozoa; Scleractinia; Poritidae. The record is from the annotation of a GenBank genome assembly.
AUGAUUGUUCACGCUAUGUAUUUUUCCCUGUUGGUGUCUAAAGGAGUUUCAGUGCUAACAUGCGGUUUAAAUACCAUUGGGAACAUGAGGUUUGUACUUACACACAGUUCAAGUUUAUGCUUUUUUCAAAGUUUAUUUUUCUAAUUGUCUUUGGAUAUGCUAUAUGCUUAUGAAUGAAACGGAGUCAUUUGUUACAACAAAGAAAAUAAGAAUGAGCAUGAAUCACAUGGGCAGGCAAGGAAAGGCAUAAAACAAUAAGUUGAUGUAAACUUCACUUGCUUUUUUUCAAAAAAAAACAAUGGGCUUCUUUUCAAUGAAAACUCUUCGUGUUCGUGUUUUCACUUUUUUUUCAGUGAGUGGUUAUCGAUAGAGGAACUUCCACCAGUGAUUGAACCUCGAAAUGCUUCGGAGAUUUUAAACAAACUUUUGAAGAGUUACGACAAAAGGCUGAGACCCGGACAUGCAGGUAUCUUCCUAUUUUAUUCCCUUCAUUAAAUAGGCUGUCUUUGUCUCAAACUAACGAACAGUAAUUGAGGGACAAAAUGAAAAAAAAAAGGUUAAAUUUUUAAGAAUCUUGAAUAUUGAAAAAGAGAUCAAUUUAAAGAUAGUUAUCAUUUUAAGCUGGCAGACGCCUCGUGUUUAAAACUUCAUUUAUCACUUGGAAAUCAACCAGAACAAGCCCAGUCCAUCAAGCUUUGGUUUCAGAAUGUCUUUCAACGAAACACUGUGGCCAAACACUGUAUACCUAAUUUUCGUCCCGCGAGAAUUAGCGACACGAAAUGCCCGUAUGUUCUAACAAACUUAACCGUGCGCUUUUAGUCGUAGACAAUGCGAGGCUAAGUGCGAAGCCAUUGAUAAGAAAACGAUUUUUAUUUUCAUGCAAAUAAAACUCAUUUUCACAACAAAGAUUUAGCUCGUAGCCCCGCCGUUUUAAAGGUGAGAGUUUUUGGACCUCGGAUAUGGGCUGUUUUGCACUAUACGCCACUGCACAUCCCCCAUCAUGAUACACCAUAUUUGUCCCCCAAAAUUUUGCAUAAGCAUUGUUUUCAAAUUCUCUUGGGACGGCAGUAAUACCCAGGAGAAAUGAAACACAAAGGUUAUGCAAAAUGGGGGGGGGGGGCAAAUAAGGUGCAUUAUGGGAGAUGUCCAAGUGGCGUGUAUAAGAUACGUAGUACAAGGCAUGAUGCACCCUUCACUUUUUAUUGUCGAAAACGAUAAUGCUGUUAGUAUCUCUUUUGCUGUUAUAUUCAUUAUAUUCAGGCACUAUUCUUCUCCUUUGAGAUAUGAAGGGGAGGAAGUUACGUACGGACGAUUUUGUCACAUAUUUAAUUCGCCAUGCUGGUGCUACGCUACGCGCACGAGAGCUCCGCCAAAUUUUUUGUUUUUUUUCAGAACGACCAGUUGAUAUUGGGAUAAAUAUUGCAGUGCUGACAAUUUCAGAUAUUGAGGAAGAAAACAUGGUAAGCCAGGCGCCAUUUGCAUGGUUCAUGAAUGGUUGUGUACGUGCUGUUACGUAGUUGUGUCAAUGGCUCAUUUAUAGUUUAAUUUCUUAGUAAACGUUCCAACUCGCACCAGGAGGGUCUUCCGUGAGCUAAAUUGUUCCCUUAAAGUAGCACUUUCCUAUAUUUUUAACUAUGUCGUAUCAAAGCUGUUUUUUUAAGUUUUUUUUUUACCACUCAUUUUCAAAAUUUCGCUUGAGAAUUAAACUUAAAAGCAUUAAUGUUGUCAUGUUGUGGUUCAUGAGCUACCCAAGGCAUUAACAAACAUGGUAACACAUGAUAACGUUAUACUUUACAUUUAGAAAUUCACAGUAGAUAUGUACAUGAGGCAAUUAUGGUUCGAUAGAAGACUGACAUUUGGCAAUGGAAGAACGGCCCUCGUUUUGCAGCACGAUGUCCUGAACAAGUUAUGGCUUCCAGAUACAUACUUUGAAAACAGCGUUAAGACCUCUGGGCAAAAAGAAACAGUUGCGUUGUUACUAUACGGAAAUGGUUCCCUUUUUUACACGCAGAGGUAAAAUGAUUCUUAAUAAAGGCGCGAUGACCUCUAUUAGUCGAUUGAAAGGUCUGUCUGUAUGUGUCAACGUCGUUUCCAAGAAUACAAAGUUAACUUGGCAAAACUUGAACGGUGCUGAAACUGAGAAAAAAAUUCGACAAAGACAAGUAUCGGACAAGGGUAGCGCAGUGGUGAGAGCACUCGCCUCCCACCGAUGUGGCCCGGGUUCAAAUCCCGGCGUCGACGCCAUACGUGGGUUGAGUUUGUUGUUGGUUCUCUCCCUUGCUCCGAGAGCUUUUUCUCCGGGUUCUCCGGUUUUCCCCUCCCCUCAAAAACUAACACUUCCAAAUUCCAAUUCGAUCUGGAACGCACGGACACGUUUAAACGAGUUCAUAUGAACUCUUAAGUGCUUCGUGGGUAAAAAAGUAAUUUAUUUUUUUUGUUAUCAAUAAUAAGUCACGCCAGAAGCAUGUAAUCCCGUUAUAUACUUAUGGUCACGCGUCCGUUUGCACGCCCUGUUGUAUAUUGUUGCGUUUCGUUGGGCGUUGUUGCGCAAAGUUUGAAACUACGCCAACAUUGUUGGGAGUUGUUGCAUCCGUUUGCACGACGAAUUGGUAAUGUGCAAUUCUGUAAUCUCGAUGGUUAUUUUUGGUAUCCCACAUUCCGGGCAUAACAGUUUUCAAUCCCGAGUCUCGCUCCGAUUUUGCUUAAAAAUCCCGAGUCCCGAGUUUUCAAAUAAGGAAACUCCCGUUUACCGAAAAACCUAUUAGGGACCGUUAACAAGGGAUGUACACUAUCAGUUUAAGGAUCUGUUCAUUUGUUUUUAAGACAUGUAAUCAUUUGUUUAAGGGUGACGGUCAUCGCCAGGACGUUGAUGAAUUUCCAGGCCUUCCCUAUGGACAAGCAGACAUUCAGUCUCACUGCCUCAUCUUGUAAGUACUUACGCCAGCAAAAGUUAACCCCGUCCCCCUCCCACCACCAAACCCCUCACCACCUAAAGGAGUGGUUACGUUAUGUGAGUACCGCCCUACAGAGUAUUGUGUCGACCCGUUUUGUACUAAGAAUGGGUAUUAAUUAAAUGAUGAAUUCAUAAAUGGUAUGAAUUUUAUACAUUGGAACGGUCACACCGCAAAAUGAAGAAAUAGGGCCGGGUAUUAAUCUAUGAAUUUGGAAUGGAAAAGGAUCAAGUUUUAAGUCAGGUUCCGUUGGAGUUAAGUCUGCAGGGAUGGAAAAAGUUGAACAAGGUAGAUUGAAUAAAAUAUUUGUUGGUCUAGAGACGAUAAACGGCCUUCAGAAGAUUCCCUUGCACCUUGCGCAAUGUUAAGUGUCGAUGACUAUAUUUUUCUUUGCAGAUGGUAGAGGAAACAGCCAACUGCGAUACAGAAAAAUACAGGUGAACAUGUUGAACAAAGCUCAAGAGAUGGCCGAUUUUGUGAUCAUGAAUCAAAGUGCAACAAUCACUUCACAAAAGUACAUAUCAGGUAACGUAUAAAUUGUUCCUUACUUUGGUAAACGUGUGUCAGAAGUAUUCCUUAGCAUUAUAAAACACGCUAUGCAUUAAGCACCACAAGAUGGACUGGUUAUACAAUUAUUGUCCAGAUCCCUCGGGACUGGCGAUAAGUGAAAUAAAAGUCGACGCAAAUCCCACUUUUUACAUCCGCUCUGGUUGGAUAAAAUACUCGUUUGGGUGUGAAAUAUUCAGUAAUUCUUGAAAAUAAUUCAAACCUGAAUUUUCUCCCCACAUAGGGUAAUCCAGAUUACGGAAAAUGGGAAAAUUUUGCUUGUGGAAUCCCAGAGCCUAGGGCUUUGGAAUCCGGAAUCCCGGAUCCAUAUUUCACUGACUAGGAAUCCUGAUCCAGAAUCCAAGAAUGUCUUGGAUACAUACAUAGUUACAGACUUUAUUGAGACUCCCUUCAACAGGGCUUUUCAGUCACAAGGAUUAGAGCGGGAGACCUUUAUGGGUAUUUAAAACGGUGAGCUUUUUGUAUAAAUUUUGCGAGGAUCCGAUCGCCUUCACAGUAUUGAUUACUUUUGUUUUGCUGUUCAUGAAUCAUUUGAGCGAAUUUCGUAUGACCUUGAAAAUUGGUUUCGGCAAGUGUUCGUUAUUCGUUUUAUCAGUAAAUGGAUGAAAAGAUCAAAACAUGGCCUCUUCGUUUUCCCGCCAAAGAAAACCCUAUUUAAAUAAGGAGAGGGCAUUGUUAGAUUGGCCAUUUGUGUUGCAGUAUGACGUCAAAGCGAAGUAUCUAUUGAUUUCUAGAAAGUUCUCUGACAUGAAGUUUUUUCAGCCGAGUGUUCGCUUAACCAACCAAAAGCCACGCGCGUUUAUAUCCGUUCGAUUAACCAAUCAAAUCGCUCUAUUUCCGUUCGUUUGUAGUUUCUGUUUUGUUCACGCGUUUUCAUUUCAAGGUAAUACGAAAAUCGCUCUAGUAGCUAGAUAUCAAACCCGUUUCCAAGGUCUCCACGGAAAAUGAAUUUGGCAAGUUGCCGUUUUGAAUUUGAGUCUUGGAACUUGAAUACGUUGACUUUAAUAAUAAUAUUGGUUAGUUUAAAAUCGAGUAUAGUUACUAAAACAUCAUUCAAUCAGGCACCAUUAGAAAUGACCAUCUCUCCAUUCCUAUAAGUAUCUUAAAACUCAGUUUGAGUUCAAGGUUGGAAAAUUUUUUUUCUCCUAAAUUUAAGUUAUUUUCCUCUUUAUCUUUCGCGUGUCAUAACCCUACUCGAAUGUAAUCUAAUUAUUGUAACUGCUCAGCUCGUUUAGCUUUUUCUACUCUGAGUAGAUUUUUGCCUGAUCUUCUUUAAUUUAUUCUGUUUUUUUGUAAAGGGGUUUUAAGUUGGCAUAUAAGUUGCUUGGUUGGUUGUUGUUGUCGUUGUUGUUCUUUAAAUUGAUUUAUUAAUGUAACAAAUGUAAUCAUUCCAGAAAGACGAUCAAGGCCAAAACCUGAUCUAUCUAUCUUUGCUACAGGUUGUUUCGACAUGGUGAAAAUCUCCUUCAUUGCGAAGAGAAGGGUUGGUUAUUACUUCAUAAAAGUCUAUUUUCCGGGAACUCUCUGCACUGUGGUUUCAUGGCUGGCCUUCUGGAUGGACCCAGAAAACAUCGGGGACAGGGGAACUGUCGGUAUUACCUCUCUGCUAACUCAGAUGUUCUUGGUGCAAAGCGUUAAUGAGCAUAUGCCGCAUGUCAAUUACGUGAAGGCCAUUGACCUGUUUUUAAUUGUCUCGUUUGUGUUCUCCUUUAUAACGCUUCUAGAAAGUAUCACCGUUUAUAAGGCCGCCAAAGGAGGAAAGAUGGAGAUGACUGCUUUGCUUCAAAAUGAAAGGGUAUGGGCGUACUUUGCACUUUCAAAUGAAAUCCAAAAUUGUGUGACAUUCAUGUCGAUAAGGGUUCGAUUUCUGUUUCGAGCUUCGCUUCGAAACAGAAAUCGGGCCGAAAUCACCAUGUCUGGAGCCCACGGCCACAUCCGCUAACAUGACGCGAUGGACGUACGGAUGAUUUUCUUAGAACCGAAAUUUCUUGGAUGCAUAUAUAGAUAACCAAAUUUUCUCACCCAUAGUGCUCCGCUUCGCGCGCGCAAGACCUCCGCUAUUAGCACACUCAUAAGUAGUUAUUACAAAGCCUGGGAAUCCAGGUUUUCUUAGGCGUCUUUUAGUAAAAGAAAAGUGAUUAAGUCUGAUUUGUUCCCCUGGAAAACAAGUAACUCUGUUGUUUUACUGCUAAACAGGAGGACAAAACUGAGGUAAAUCAAAACAGUGAGGCGAGUGUUACUGUCGUUGACAGGAAGAACAGCAUCUCGAUGAUUCUUGACCCUACACGGGCUAAAGGCACUUCAGAGAUGAAAGAAAAGGAAAAGAAGAAUGCGGACGCCUUUAUCGACAGAAUAUCAAGAGUACUUUUCCCGACUGCCUACGUAGCUUUUUUAGUUUGUUAUUUCACGACAUAUAUGGCUUAAAUAAGGGCAACAUGGGGUUGUUUUUUUGCGCGUUAAUGGUAGUUAGUGCUUACGCAUGCUAAGUGGGUCCAUAGAUGAUGAGCGUAAGUUAGUUAUUGUUAGUGUCAAUUUGUAAACUAUUAGUUACUGUUAGUCAAAUUGUAGCACCGUUUAGUGUAUUGUUUGUAAUCUGCUGUUUGCUACUAAUAAAAGAUAUAAAAAAAAGCACGCGCGAAUCUAGAAGCCCGUUUCUAAAAUACCUCCUUAAUUAGCUUGGCGGUGACGACAUCAAAUUUAGCCCUCGCGCAAGACUUAUACAAUGGUUGUCGGUGAAAACAAAUCGGAAGAAGUGGCGAAGUUUUUGAAUUUUUGUUUCUUACACAAUUCUUCCAGAAAAUGAUGGAUGCCCGGAUUCAAACAAUGUUGUCUCAGUAGCAGCUUAAGCGUCUUGUUGAAGUGCUGGGUUUUCAAGGUAACAGUUGUACGGAGUUGUUUGCUCCCAUUGAAAUACGGACGAUCAAUAAAGGUUAGAGGUACUGAAUAAGCGUUUGAAGUGAAAAAAAAAAUAUAUGCUGGAUUAAACCUGCUAUUAAGUAUAUUUUGAAUAAACUUUCAAUAGAUUUGAACACUCGUAAUUGCUUUUCUUGAUGCUGAAAUUAAGAAUCACGUUUACGGCCAGCAAACGGACUGCGAUCGACUUCUCGCUAUUGCUUCGCAAAUUCGAAUGAGAAACCAUUGAUAUUUGUAUACAUAAUUUAUUUGUGUGUACCUUAAAAAAAUGUAUUUCAGUAAUAAUUAGUACUAUACAUUUUGUCGAAAAAAAAAAUGUAUGAAAUGCUUUUUCAUUCAGAAAACCUCCCCUUCUCUAGGUACUUUUUCUUGUGAACACGCAAAUGUGGUCCGAGUUUCGUGUGAGUUCCAGAAAUAUGUAACCACUUUAUGGCAACGCUGCCUCGCUAAACAUACUUCAGCUGCUGUCUCCCCCACGGAGGCCUCUUUGAUUCAGUUUUACUUUUUUAUUGGAGUACCCAGCGGAGGCUAAUCUGCAGAGGAGAGAGGUUCAGUUCUGCCUAUGUCGGGAUACGAAGCUCAACACACAUACCCUGACACUUGAACUAAUAGCCUAGUUUUCAAUAUACAAAAAUCACAUUAAGAUUCAUGGAUGAAUAAUUCAUUUCUUUCGUUUUAUUCUCCUCGGUCUCGAAGCCAAGUAUGAAUUUUGAAUUCGUAACUGCCGUAAAUGUUCUGUUGUUAAAUGCAGGAGGCGUGUAUUAAAUUAAACUAGCUAAUGGUCUUGUUUUUAUAAAUUUGUCUGGACUUUCCGCAGCUCAGUAGGUAGACCACCCGCUAAGGAUACAAUAAUGCAUAUAUAUGACUGAUAACACAUUAGAGUUGUUUAAAUAUAAAACUGGUGGCAUCAUUUAACACGUUUUUACGACUUACAAAUUAAAUAGCUUAGAAAAUAGACGAUAUAAAUUGGCCGCGUGAAAAUGAGACAUUUCUCGAAGUGGCCAAGUAAUGUUCUAUCUAUUAUAUGAAACUACCAAACCUUUUCACUUUUUUUGCUGCGCAAGGCGCGAUUUAUUAUUAUGUAACUAUGGCAAUGAUGUUCUUUUCACGUGUGACGAUACUAUAAACGCGUCAUUUUCAGUCUUCACGUAUGAAGAUACCUUGGGGCGCGAUCCAUUCAACCAAAAUUCCAACCGGUCCGACCGCGAAAAGUGAUCCACCUCAAAAGGUGGACCCGUUUAUUCGAAACUUUUCCGGUUGGACCGAACCGAUCCACUGAGUUUUGGACCAAAAUUUCCGGAAAUUUUGGUUAAAUGGAUCGCCCCCCACGCUUUCGCGCGAAAGCUUACCUGGGAUUUCAUUGGUGUCAUGUAACAACUAAAUGUUUUCUAUCUAAAAGACCUGUAGUGCGACAUGUAAGUUAGGAUUGUAAAUAUGACAAGUUCCUUAGUCUAUUUGAUGGCGUUUCCUUAGUAACAGAGAGAUACAUGUAACCUUUCUAUAUCAACCCAUUUUACAUUUCGAAAAGGCAAUCACGACCAAAGUGCUUUUGCUUUUCACAGCCUCUCAAGCAAGUAAGUAGUAUAUUCCGAUACGUAUAUUCUUUGUUUUCCAUUUUCGUUAGUGAUAUCAGCUGGUCACUCUUAAAUAUAAGCCAUGAACAGCGCUCUUAAUUUGCUGAAACCGCAAACUACUUCUUGCAGAGAUGUUUUAAAUUAAACAUGAUUUCCCCCUCUUCUUUCUAUUCACGCAAUUACAACUAUUUCAUGAUAAUCCUAAAAUUCUGGGACAGUGGACUGAUGUUCAGAAUUAAAACGGAUAAUUUUCGGGCACAUUUUUCUCUCUUAAAGUUUUUCGUGUUUUUCUCACCGUUUUAGCUGACUGUUCAUACAAUUCUUCAUCCAAAUGAAGAUUCACCGACACCGACUGCGGGGGAAACAUUUGUCAUUGUUAUUUUGUAAAAGAGUAGAUUAUUUAGACCACUACGAGGGCAUCUCACCUGGAAUCUGCAGAAGAACUAAAAGUAAUUUUAGCUUUACAUGACGCACCAAGGGCCAAAUCACACGAAGACGAAAGAAAAAUAUAUUUUUCGUUCUAUCAUUUUAAACUAAGGUGCAUUUCAAAGUAGGUACCAUGAGGGCUCAUUAAGUUUCACUGAAUGAAACGUCGCAUAUAGUAUUGUAGGGAGAGAGUGUUAACAUAUGAUUUACGUGUUGUGAAUUAAAUUUAAUGAAAUUAUUUCCCCCAUAUCCAUCUUAGGUGGCAGGUGGUUUUACUAAACAAAAACGCGCAUUUAAGCCGGCUCUGCUUGGUCCUGACAAUAAAGAAUAAAGUCAUUAUUCGAGUCUGUUUUAACCAAAUACCUGAUUAAUUGAUAGGUGCUGGAUAUAGGCGUUGAAAUGACGGCUAUUUACUCAGAUUAAAACNAGACGAAAGAAAAAUAUAUUUUUCGUUCUAUCAUUUUAAACUAAGGUGCAUUUCAAAGUAGGUACCAUGAGGGCUCAUUAAGUUUCACUGAAUGAAACGUCGCAUAUAGUAUUGUAGGGAGAAAGUGUUAACAUAUGAUUUACGUGUUGUAAAUUAAAUUUAAUUAAAUUAUUUCCCCCAUAUCCAUCUUAGGUGGCAGGUGGUUUUACUAAAUAAAAACGCGCUUUAAAGCCGGCUCUGCUUGGUCCUGACAAUAAAGAAUAAAGUCAUUAUUCGAGUCUGUUUUAACCAAAUACCUGAUUAAUUGAUAGGUGCUGGAUAUAGGCGUUGAAAUGACGGCUAUUUACUCAGAUUAAAACUCGGGUGUGGAGAAAAAAAAAACAUAGUUUAAGUAAUGAUUAACAGAACUGAGUAGAGUACAAUCCUCAGGGAGUAAUCAGGCGAAUAUAAGCUGUUCACAAGCACGACAGACCACAUUGGCUGACAGCAAAGAUAUCAUAGAAAGGUGAAAUUAAAGGUUUGAACAGGAUAACACCCGUAAAUUAACAGUUAACUUUGUUAAAUUCAGCGCGCAACGAAUUUUUUGGGUAUUGUACAUAUGCGUGUCUUUUUCACACCUAUUAGUUCUAACAUUUUUGUUCAGUUAACUAUAUCUAAUCACGAAGUUUUUCUCAACACGAAGCUCAACUAAUUUGAUAUUAUUCACAUUAUGUCUAUUCAUAUUAUGUCGCAGGCGGCUUUUGUAAGCCCAUUAGGUUUGAAACGUACCUAAAAAUGUUCAAGAAUACAACCGCGAUGGUUCUUCAAGUUGUGUGUGCUGCUCUGAUGGUGUCUAAAGAAAUUUCAGUGUUGGCAUGCAGUUUGAACACAAGUGGGAACAUAAGGUAAAUUUGAAUCCGGUUCAAGCUUAUUCUUUGGUCAAUAAAUCAACUUUGGGUGUUCUCAUCUGAAUGACCUUUCUUUUUAGUGAGAGGUUAACAAUAGAGGGAAUACCGCCAGUAUUUGAACCUCAAAAUGCUUCGGCCAUUUUAAAGAAACUUUUGAGCAAUUACGACAAAAGGCUGAGACCCGGACAUGCAGGUAAUUUUUCUUGUUUUCCUGUUUUUGUUGCCUUUGUUAAAAUGAGACCAUAGUUCAUCCUCACUUGUCGCGAAAAUUAUUUCUUUUAACCGCGAAAACUAGUACCAUAAGGUACCGGACAGAUUUAGCGAAGAGUGUUUUGUUUUUGCCUUUUGCCAAAAUCACCUUUUUUCUCUCAGAACGACCUUUUUUUUUUUCAGAACGACCAGUUGAUAUUGCGAUAGACAUUGGAGUGCUGUCUAUUUCAAAUAUUGAGGAAGAAAACAUGGUAAGCCAGUCUUCAAUUUAGUAGCCUGAGUCGUAGACACCCUAUACCGCCGGUAUAGACUACAUCAGUGGUUUGAUGCGUGAGCCUGAUGUAACGUAGGCUACACGGUUUUUUGCAGUUUAUUUCUUUAUACAAUUUAAGUACUCUUGUAUUCUUCACUUGGUUCACCUGCACGGAAUCCAAGAUAGUCUUGGAUUCUACACCUGGAAUCCACUCAGUGGAAUUUAGAUUCUAGAUUCCAAUCGUUAGUGGGAUUCUAGAUCCCUUGAGCUGUAUUCCGGAUUCCAGAGCCCGGGAUUCCGUAUUCCACAAGGCAAUAUUUCCGGAUUUCGGUUUCCACAAGCAAAAAUUUCCUGGAUUUCGAAAUCCAGAUUUUCUAACAUGGUUAGGUUACAGUGCAGCACUUGAUAACUAACACAGCAUUCUAACUCGUACUUAGAAAUUCACAGUGGAUAUGUUCUUGAGGCAAUUGUGGUUCGACAGCAGACUGGCGUUUGGCAAUGGAAGCAACGCCCUUGUGUUGAAGCAAGAGGUCCUUGAUAAGUUAUGGCUGCCUGAUACGUACUUCGAAAAUAGUGUAAAGACCACUGUGCAAAAAGAAACAAUGACGGUGGUACUAAUUGGAGAUGGUUUACUUGUUUAUUCUAAGAGGUAAUUUGAAUCUUUAAGGGAAAAAAAAAUAACGCUGACACUUUUGGAUAUGUGUGGUACUUGAGUAGUCAUUUGAAAAGUCGCUGCCAACAAAAAGUCGUUUCGGCGACAACUUUGCCAAAGAACUGGGGCUGACUCAAACUAUUCGACACAAAAAAAGGACCCCAUAAUAAUUUUAAAGCAAUUUAGAGUAAUUAAUUUGUCGAAAGAAGGAGAAUUCUUAUAUUAGAGCUCCGAGCUCCAGGUUAGAAUCGAACUCACGACCCUCCGAGUUCUAGUUCGGACAAUCUAAUCACUGAGCUACUGGAAGCUCUAUCGAGAGAAAUUUAAUUAUGAUAAGAUAAAGAUUUGAAGAAUAACUGUCCACCGAACACAUGAGUGUACAAACAAAGGAUGUACAAUCAGUUUAAUAAUCUGUUUCUUUGUUUUUAAACUUGUAAUUAUUCGUUUAAGGGUAAAGGUCAUCGCCAGGACGUUGAUGAAUUUCCACGCCUUUCCUAUGGACAAGCAAACAUUCAGAUUGGAUGUUGCAUCAUGUAAGUAUUCGUAGCUUAUUAGGUGGCAUGUUAAGGCAUGGUUCACAUUAUAAUUUGCAUAAUUUGGCAAAGUAGCAUUUGAGAUGAAGCGGAUUGUUUUGAUCAGUUGUCAUGAAACUUGGCAAACAGUUUUAGCUCGGUGGCCUUGACUGAAUAUGUGACACAUUCAUUGUUGAAAUGUUAGUCACGUGACCUGCAAAUGAUCGCUAACUUUCAAAGUGUUCAAAUUAAAAUGGGGGAAAGGAAAUGAAAGACUAGCAAAUAUUCUUAGGCACCAGUGUUUUUCCCAUGGCCUGGAUAUUAUGAAAUAGCCCAACAUGUAUGCCUAAGUGGAGCAAGGAUUACGAAAUAAAGAAAAACAGGCCACUUGACUUUAAAAGACUUUAAUAACUCUUAUUUACAAUCCAAACAGUUUCGCUGACAAUUUGAUGACAAGUAUUUUUAGGCUGAAGUUUAAAAACCUUGCUCCCUUUUAGAAAACAGGUUUUAUGACGUUAUGAUCCAAGGAAUGUCACGUGAUGCUAGGGAAGAAUUUUCCAAAACUAUUUUAGUGAGAUAAUGUCGCUCAUGGGUACGGGUUGAGGUCGGGUUUUUCUCGUUCUGAAUUCCGCUUUGUCAGAACGGACCGCCUUAGUAAUUUUGUUACCCACAGUUAUAAUAGGAUUUAAUUGUUUUUGCCUUCUGUGCCAUGUGUAAUUAUGUGUUGUGCGUAUUCUUGACCUCCCUUGUAAUUUAGUGUUAUACACUACCAAAAGGGUUUAAUAAACUGAUUAUUAUUAUUAUUAUUAUUAUUAUUAUUAUUAUUAUCAUUAUCAUAUCUUUAUGCAACCCUUUACUUGGACCCUUCUGCGUCAUUAAAAAAGGUUAUUUGCAUUCUCUGUGGGGGGUCUUUUUAGCCUUUAAACCCAUGCCUUAACUUACCUCAUCGACUACCUAUUUUUUUUUUUGCAGACGGAUUUGAAACCAGCCAACUGCGCUACAGACGUAUACAUGUGCAUAUGUUGAACAAAGCCUAUGAGAUGUCAGAUUUUGUGAUCAUCAAUCAAAGUACAACAAUCGAUACCACAAAAUACUUCCUAGGUAUAUAUGAAACAGUCUCAUGUCAUCAUAGUUUGGUAAACAAGUGUCAGAAAAAUGUAGCAAUGAGAAAUCAGCAGUAAAUCAAACAUGGCGAGAAGGGGCGCUUUAAACUCUCUUUGGAGUCAGCAAGUUUCCAUAUUGAAUUCGAGUCUUGGGAUUUCUAUACUUUGGUGCAGAUUAAUAGUAAUGGUUUAGUUCUCCUCUUAAAAAAUAGAGGCAACAUGCACCAUAAAUUAAUCAAUAUGAUACAAUUACAAAUGACCACCUCACCCGAUCAAUUAUCUUAAGAUCGUAGUUGAAUUUUUAAAAUUGAUUAAUAUAUGAUUUAUCACCUUUGAAACGAGACGAUUUUGCCGUGAAUGUCCUGAUCCCAUCUAUCUUUGUUACAGGUUGUUUUGAGAUAUUGAAAAUCGCCUUUACUGCUAAGAGAAGAAGUGGUUAUUAUUUCAUAAAGGUCUAUUUUCCGGCUAUUCUUUGCACAGUGGUUUCGUGGGUGGCUUUCUGGAUCGACCCACGAAACAUUGGGGACAGGGGAACUGUCGGUAUUACCUCGCUGCUCACUCAGAUGUUCUUGGUGCAAAGCGUUAAUGAGAAUAUGCCACGUGUCAGCUAUGUAAAGGCUGCUGAUCUGUUUUUAAUUGUUUCCUUCGCGUUCUCCUUUACUACGCUUCUUGAGAGCGUUAUCGUUUAUAAGGCCGCCUCAAGAGAAAAGCGGAAGAUGAAAUCUUCACCUAUUGCCACACAGGAACACGAAACCGAUCAACAGACAUGUGUGCCGAAUCAAAACGAAGAGACGGCUGUUAAUGUCCUCGAGAGGAAGAACAGAAUCUCGAUGAUUCUCCACCUGACAGAAGCUAAAGGUAUUUCAGAGGUCCAAGAAACGAACAAGCUCAUGGAAACAUGGAUCGACGGAAUAUCCAGAGUCCUUUUCCCAUCUGCCUAUGCAGCUUUUUUAGUUGGUUAUUUCACUACGUAUAUGGCUUAA